Molecule: messenger RNA, 4665 nt
Organism: Cercocebus atys (sooty mangabey)
Lineage: Eukaryota; Metazoa; Chordata; Mammalia; Primates; Cercopithecidae
Gene: LDLRAP1
Product: low density lipoprotein receptor adaptor protein 1
Exons: 9
Coding region: 1833-2771 (312 amino acids)
Cellular component (GO): early endosome
Source: RefSeq, a predicted model, not a curated record
UCCAAAAACCUGAUCUUUUGCUAGAAUUAAGGUAGUUUGCUGCGUGAUAAGGUAGUAUGGUCUCAUGGUCAGGAGCUUGGGCUUUAGAGUCAGUCUGUUUCCUCUCUGUAAAAUGGGAAUGAAAGAAUGCCUGCUUGCAAGGUGGCUGUGAGUGUUAGAGGUGAUGGUAAUAGCUACAGCUUUAUUAUUGUUGUAUCUUUGUUAUAUGAAAGCGCCGUUUUUCCCUGAUGAUGGUGCUGUUAUUCUGAGCUUGAGAGCAGGGUUUGUGUCUGAGUUGCUCGGGGCCCCAUCACUCAACCCAGGACUGGGGACACCUCAGGGACUUUCACAUUCUUUUGGAGGAUCAAAUGGAAUAGGCUUGUGCUUGAUGGGACAGAGGAUAAGGUCAUGUUGGGCUUUGGGGUCAUCUCAGUGGGGGCCCGGCCUUAUGUUGAGGUGGAAGCCUGGGGGUGAGGGCUAGAGCUGAAGGGGCAGUGGGCCUGGGGCCAGGGCUGGGGAUGGGAUGGGGUUGUCCUCGUCAUUUCUUCCUUGAGCAAGUAUUGAGUGCUAGCUGCAUGCCAGGUUCUAGAUGACAGUCAGUAAGUCCCUGCUCACCUGAUCUCAAGGCAUGAGGGGAACUGGGCACAUCUGUAAGUUCCUGUAUAACCCUCCACAGCCCUGACACCUGUACCCUCUUUCAGAUGAAGAAAUGGCCUCAGAGAGGGACAGUGGCUUGCUCAAGGCAAAUCCAGAGAAAUGUGGGUGUACAAGGCCCCUUCUGGCUGUGGAGAGGGGGACCAGAGCCCCUGGAGGCCCAGAGCUCUAGGACAGGAGCUGAGAGGGGCAGCAGGGAUCCAGACUGGGUAGGGGACCUGGUGAUGCCACCUGGACCCAGACUUCUGCUCUUGACAGAGCCAGAACUCCAGAGCCAAGCGGAGCCUUGUAGUAGGGGCCCACAUCCCUGCUGGAGCCUCAGCUGCCCUGGAACCAGCGAUACCUAAACUUUCUUCCUGUGGCUUUUCAAUCGGAGCCAGUGAGGAAGGCCCCAGGCAGAGGUAGGGAGGGCCCAGGACAUCUCCCAGCCCCUCCCUGGGGGAUGGUCUAGGGAAGCUGGCCCUGGCUACCUCUCAUGGCCCCUGGAAACUGAUCCCUGGCUGGAUCCUGCUCUGUCCUUAACAAGAUUGUGUGUGAGGCUGAAGAGCAGUUUUCUUUCUCAUCUGUAAAAUGGUGCAGUCAUAACAAACACCUCCUACAAGCACAGCAUCUGUGAGGGGAUGGUAGAGGACAGGCAGGGGCUCUGGCAGGUGGAAGUGUGGGGUGUUCGUUCAUCUUUGUUCAUCUCCUUCCGAGGAGCCGGGGAUGGUCAGAAACCACCAGCAUAGCCCGAUUUUCCCCUCAUGCCCAUCUGCCUCCGCAAGGCCCUCACCCAUGUGGUGGGGCACUCUUUCCACAUGUCCCUCCUGGUCCGUUUGCCCACCAGUGAGGCAGGCUCAUCCCCUUAUUUCCUGACAUGUGUGUGGUUGGUGCUUUUAGAGGACUCUCGUUGUGGACCCUGCUCUGUGCCAUUGCCACAGCCCAGAGAGGGGGGUGCAGUGUUAGUCCCAAAGAGGACAGGGGACUUCCCUAGGACCAUCCAGGGAGUGGGAAGCAGAGUGGGUCUCGAGCCUUCUCAGAUUUGGGAAAUCACCUUCUCCUCUCCCCACCUAGCCUUACCCUACCCUGCUCUCCCUGGGCUACUGUCUCCUUCCCAGCCUCCCGCACGCCCCCGUUGGUCUCUACCGAUGCGCACAGGGAGGAAAGCAGUGCAGGCUGGGGCCGUGGGAACCACUCAAGGUUGAAGUCUGACUCAUUGUAUGUGGCCUUCAUCUCAUGACUUUGCCUCCCUGAGCCUCAGUCUUCUAAUCUGUAGAAUCACUAUCUCACAGGAUUGCACUAAGGAUUCAGUAAGAAAUGAGCUGCCUGAGAACUGGACGGACACUCGGGAGACGCUGCUGGAGGGGAUGCUGUUCAGCCUCAAAUACCUGGGCAUGACGCUGGUGGAGCAGCCCAAGGGCGAGGAGCUGUCGGCCGCCGCCAUCAAGAGGAUCGUGGCUACGGCUAAGGCCAGUGGGAAGAAGCUGCAGAAGGUGACUCUGAAGGUGUCUCCACGGGGAAUUAUCCUGACAGACAACCUCACCAACCAGCUCAUUGAGAACGUGUCCAUAUACAGGAUCUCCUAUUGCACGGCAGACAAGAUGCAUGACAAGGUGUUUGCAUACAUCGCACAGAGCCAGCACAACCAGAGCCUCGAGUGCCACGCCUUCCUCUGCACCAAGCGGAAGAUGGCACAGGCUGUUACCCUCACCGUAGCCCAGGCCUUCAAAGUCGCCUUUGAGUUUUGGCAGGUGUCCAAGGAAGAGAAAGAGAAGAGGGACAAAGCCAGCCAAGAGGGAGGGGAUGUCCUGGGGGUCCGCCGAGACUGCACCCCCGCCUUGAAGAGCUUGGUCGCCACUGGGAACCUGCUGGACUUAGAGGAGACGGCUAAGGCCCCGCUGUCCACGGUCAGCGCCAACACCACCAACGUGGACGAGGUGCCACGGCCACAAGCCUUGAGUGGCAGCAGUGUUGUCUGGGAGCUGGAUGAUGGCCUGGAUGAAGCGUUUUCAAGGCUUGCCCAGUCUCGGACGAACCCUCAGGUCCUGGACACUGGCCUGACAGCCCAGGACAUCCAUUACGCCCAGUGCCUCUCGCCUGUCGACUGGGACAAGCCUGACAGCAGCGGCCCAGAGCAGGAUGACCUCUUCAGCUUCUGAGGGCCCGGGGCCAGCCGGACACAAACGACCCUGACAUCUGACGGACCAAAGCCACCUGCUGCGGGGGAGCCGGCUCCGGAACCCGCCCGCCACCUCUCCCAGCCCUCAGCACUGUCAGCCUGGAGAUCAGAGCUGCAGCCAGUCAGGCAGGGGAGAGAUUUUUUUUUAAGCCUUGCUCUUUCUCUGAGAACCAAAAGAUGCCUUGAAUAUUUAUUCAGUGACUUCUGGCUUAUGCUCGGAAGCCAGUCUGCGUCAGGCACGUCUCCUGCUGCAUGAUGUGUGCAGUGCUGCAGUCAGCUCCCGCUUGCUCUCCUGUAGCAAGCUCUGCCCUGGCUGUGGGUAUCAGGACUGUGACCAAAGCAUUUCUAGUCCCUUCUCUCUCUCUAAGGACCCAACUUUCCCUGGGGGCAUCCUGCUUUCUGAAAGCCGUUGGAUUUCAGUGAUUUUUUUCCCCUCACCCCCCAGCAUAGGAGAGCACCCACAGCCUCAGAAGGGGAAUGUGUCCUCCUGCUCUCUUUCCUCAGGGCCCAGCAGGCGGGACUUGAGUCCUGGACCCCAGGCUCUUAGAGACUAAGGGGCAGCUCCUGACCAAAGACGAUACAGCUUGGCACUUUAAAGCAUUCACAGCAGGUGUGGCCCUGAGGGCUCCUCCAUGGUGCUGCAUUGAAUCCAGCUUUCCUUCUGCCCUUCCUCCAGGAGAAGGGGCCCAGGGUCCCCGUGGAUGGUCUCCCCUGUGCUUGGAACCAGUGUAACUGGCUGCUCCCCGCUCCCAGGGACUGACUGCGGGGAUCAUCUCUGACCGCCCUCCGUCGGGCCCCUCCCUGCCUUCUCCCCUGCACGCAAGGCUGUGCUCCUCCUCUGCUCUCUGUGUGUCCCUUUGAGUGUCUCUGCCCCGCCUCCCCAUACUUCCUGGGAUGAUGUGUGAAACCUGACACCUAGAUUUAUUUGGAAAUAUUCUAUGACCACUUUACAGAUGAGGAAACUGAGGCCUCAAGCAUGGCGGGGUAGAGUGAAGAGUAGAACCCAGGUCUGAUGUCAAAGCUGCUUUCUUCUCUGCCUCCUCCUCACACAACUCACACCUCCUGUGCUUCUAGCUUUGUUGUCCUCCCAGGAACCAAAAAACCCCAGCUAUUUUCUGACCAAAAUGUGUUUCAUAACAAACCAUCUGGUGCCUUUCCACACAGAACUGGCAGGAGCCCCGUGUCCUGCUAGCUGUCUCUCUUGUUGAUUUCCGUGAAAAUGCAGUGUUUGAAGUCUGCUCAUGCCGAGGGUGAAACAAAAUCCAACCCUGUCAGAAUCGUGCUGUUCUCUUUGCUGACACUGUGACCCUGGGUCGGGACAUACCAGCAGCAGUCUGUCUUUAGAAUCUCUUUCCUUCCUCCCCUUUUGCCCCCGUGGGGCUCCCGGCAUCCUGAAAGCCAGCAAAGCCUCCAGCAUCUUUGCCAUCCUGAGGUGCCUCCCAGUGGCCUGGCUUGUCUGAGCAAGUUUCAUCAGCCCCAGGGAAAACACAGCCCUCCUUAGAACCUCCUUACCUGGAGUAACCGGACACCUUAGAUGGAGGUGCCUGAGGGUGGGGUGGGAUUUGUAGGGUCAUUAUCAGAAUGAGAGGAUAACUUUCUUGCCCCAGCUCUGUAGCCACCUCCUUGGCAUCAGCCUCUGUAUUUGUCAUAAGGCGGCGUGGGCGAGGCCUGACACAGGCCAGCCUUGGCACGGGGGGGCCAGGGGUUCUGAGAAGCGCUGCCUUAUGAGAGCCACACUGGCCUUCGUCUCCAUCUCUCGUUGACGGGCUGUCCGUGUGCCUCCUGUGUGUCUGCAGACAAGUCUUGCUGUGCUUUAUUUGUGAAAGUUUAAUGAGGAAAAAACAAAUAAUAAAUGUUCUCGUUUUGAAACGCAA